UGUACGGAAGUAGCAUGCUUUCUCCAGCAGCACAGGAGUAGUUAGGGUUUUACCGGUUGAUGUCACGCUACCACUGUACUACUUGUCCUAUUCUGUGAACAAACAGAGCCAUACUAGCUUUAUUAGACCGUGUGCUUCACACUGUAAAUCAUUUAGAAUUGUAUUUAUUUUUGCCCAAAACACUGAAGACAGGAUGGAAGGGAAGUUGACAGGUGAACCAGAAAAGUGUAAAUACCACGAAUCGCCGUUGCCAUCCUUGCCAGAAAAUAAAGAAAAAGAGCUCAUUACCAACCACCAAUCCAAUCGAGACCCUAAUUGUGGAACCGACGUAGCUCGUGCCAGAUGGACUCUCCUACGACAGGUGCUGAGGCAGAAACAGCUGGACAGUGCAGACUCAGAGGUCAAGCAGGUGUCUGUCCGGAGAUUCUCCUCCUUCAACCUGUUCAACAAAACCAGUGUCACGCACCAAGAGACAGAUGACCCCUCCGAAGGCCAGUGGGUGGAAUACACAAGUGCUUCCUUCCCAGAGUUCAGUGCCUUUCUCAGAGAUAACCUCGGGCCCAUCAGAGUGAAUGAGGUUCUCAACAGUUUUGACAAUACAGGGAAUGUCUGUGUAUGGCCCUCUGAGGAGGUGAUGGCCCACUACUGCCUCAAGAAACGCCACAUGUUCAGGGGUGCGGUGUGUGAGUUGGGAGGAGGGAUGACUUGUCUUGCAGGGCUCAUGUUCCCUGUAGGCGGUCUGCCUCGGCAGGGUUUCCAGAGUGAGUGGAGUCCUGCUCUUCUCUUCUGCAUGGCUGGCCUGGCUCUGUUCGGCCUGGGGCUCCUUCUCCCCGUCUGGCCAGCUGGUGGGACAGGGCUUGCUGUCCCCUUACACCCCACAGGGAGAGAGGGGGAGGGAGCGAGCAGCCCACUAGGGCGAGAGGGAGGAAAGGAGGGAGGAAGAGGGAUUGCCAUUUGUGCUGACGUGAAGGAAGUUCUGUUAUCAGAUGGGAACGAGAAGGCUAUUCAGAAUGUGCGUGGAGUCAUCGAGAGAAACAGGCAGGCCGGUGUCUUUGGCUCCACAGAUGUUUCCAGCAGAGUGGUCAGGUGGGACUGUGAGACAGAUGUCACUGCGCUGAAGGGACACUUUGACAUCGUCAUGUGCGCAGACUGCUUGUUUCUGGACCAGUACAGAGGCAGCUUGGUUGAUGCAAUAAGGAGAUUACUGCGACCAGACGGUACAGCCCUGGUGUUUGCCCCCACUAGAGGAGACACUCUGGGGGAGUUCUGUCAGCUGGCCGAGGGGACGGGGCUCCAAGUCUGUCGCUAUGAGAAGUAUGAUGAACAGGUGUGGGAUCUCCACUUAAAGAUGCAGAUUGAAGGGAAGGAGGCAUAUGAUGACAACAUCCACUACCCUCUCCUCAUCACCCUGACCCGAGGAGCCAGCCCCACCCAUCUCCAUCUCCUCUGAGACCCGGCUCACCAUCCUCCCCUCGCUGCCCAGCCUCUUGCCAAUCAGACUCCCAGGGUUAGGGUUAGCCCGUCUAGCUUCCUGGCAGUCCUGCACACCAGUACUUAUGCCACUGUGUCCCUGGCUCACAUAGGGGUCGCGGUUGAUGAGAUACAAGCUUGGGGAUGAAUUGUUUGAUUUGUUUCCAGUUUAUAUUUCUUGUAUUAACUCCACUCACACUGUGGUGAGUUCAGUAUUACUAUUACAUAACAUUACAGAAUAGUUUUUUCUUGACUUUUGGAAGUUUUGUGGCAACGCUUUGAAGAGUGUGUGUUGUGAUGACGACAUGUUGUGUGUGGCUGAAUCGGUCUCUGAUCACUUGCGACCUUGUUACUGUGCAAUACAACAAUGUGCGAUGUGCAAAACCCGAAUGGUGGAGAUUUCAGGUUUCCCUCGCAGCCUCAAGGAACUGAAGCAUACAUAUAGAAUCACUAGAUAAUGUUCUGAUGCGCUAACCAAGUAGUAUGCCAACAACGUUUAUGUAUAUGGUCAUACCGGACAGUAUCUUUCACUAAAAGUCUAUGAUGAACUUUUCAUUUAUUAAUCAACAGGGUUCAGGUCACUUCGAUCCAUGCCCAAUACCCAUCCGAACAAGUGUUUCUGAACGCACAUCAAACUGAAAAUGUUCUUCUGAUUUGUCAUCUAUGCUCUGCAGAAGUGUCUUAAACCAAAGGUUACAUGGCAGGGUACCACAGAGUUGAAUGGCGAUAUGUGGUUCACUGUGAAAAGUGCUUCUCAGCCAAUACCUCUCUGGGGUUGAGUUUCCCAAAAGCUUCGUAGGGCCCAGAUCUUUAGUCCAUUGCCUACAAAGCUUCCAAUUGCCUCCAAUGUAUUUUCCGAGAUCUUAAUGCUGCGAAGCUUUUAAGAAACUCACACCUGGUCUCUUGCUCAAUGCGCUCAGCUAUAUAAGCCAAGACCUUCUACACUGUCUCCAGCUGAAACUGUGUUACUGUGAGAUUAACAUGAACAACAUGAUUCCACAAACUCACUGCUAUAUUUGACGUUUGUCCAUAAAACGCAAACAUCAAGUAUUAUUUAUACCCACCACUCAGCAUUAUGGUCUUCAGCUGGCUCUGGUCUACAGUUUGCUCUGACGCUGUGCUCUUUUACAUCCACCAACCCGUACUCUAACCACAAUUCUAUUAGACAUGGAUUGAUUGAUUGUUAUAUUAGAGUCUCAGGUGGUUUUAAUAACUGUCCAUUAAAAACAUCUUGCUAUAUAUUACAGUCCUCUGUGGCUACUUUUAUAACUAAUGUUCUGUUCUGUUUUAAUAAUAAUACCCUCCGAAAAGAACAUUAUGUCAUAGUUGUUGUGAUAUAAAAGUUUUAACCCUUUUUGGACCCCAGGAAGAGUUCAUGGGGAUCCCAAUAAAUACAAACUAAGGUAAGAA
Molecule: messenger RNA, 2880 nt
Organism: Salvelinus fontinalis (brook trout)
Lineage: Eukaryota; Metazoa; Chordata; Actinopteri; Salmoniformes; Salmonidae
Gene: camkmt
Product: calmodulin-lysine N-methyltransferase
Exons: 12
Coding region: 194-1450 (418 amino acids)
Cellular component (GO): cytoplasm
Molecular function (GO): calmodulin-lysine N-methyltransferase activity
Source: RefSeq, a predicted model, not a curated record